AUGCGUUCUUUUCUCCGCACAGCGACUUCACUCUCCCUACCUCUCCUGGCCAUCUGUCAAGAUGGCUACUCGGGCUACAGACUCGACGUCCGUCAAGACGGCGACCCAGCCGCGGUCCUCUACGAGACCGCCAACACGGCAACAUCCAACGUCUCAGCCCUCGACCCUAUCCCAGAUGUCCUCCUCAACGCCUCCGUCCACGUGGGCGAAAUCUUCGUCGGCGUCGACAACCUCACCGCCAAAAUCAAUCUCGACGCCGAAGUCCUCCAAUUACUGCAAUUCAACGCUGGCGUGGACCUCAGCAUCGACAAGGUCUCCCUCCUCAUUCAGAAUGUAACUGCAAAAGUCUACCUCGAAGCACGUCUGGGCAACCUCGUGAAGAUGAUCGACGACGUCCUUGAUAGUAUCGAUUUGAACCCCGUGCUUGCAGAGCUCGGCAACGGACUCGGUUCCAUUCUCAACGACACUGCUGGGCUCGUUGGCGACGUAGCUGGCGGCUUGACAGGAAGCGGUGGAGACAGUAGUGACAACACCACAGCAGCAGGAGCAGCAAAAUCCAAACGUGACCUCGACUUCCACCAAUGGGAUCUCCACAACAACAUCCUCUACUCCGUCUCCAACUUCCAAGGCAACACGCACAAGCGGCGCGUGCUAGCACAAAAUGGCGACAUUGUGGAGCAGACUCUCGACAACAACGGUGUCAUCUCCAACUCGGUCGUGGUGGGCGAUUAUGCGCGCAACAUGCGGUUUAAUGGGUUCAAUGCCAGUGUUGUGUUCAAGGGCGAGGAGGCGUGGGAGGAGGAGUAUGUGUAUGAGCCAUUUGCAGGACUGUACUCCAUCUCAGGCGUGUUUAAGAGUAAAUUGGAUGGAGGGGUUAUGGGUACGCAGUUACUGGCCGAGGCGAGGGGAGGGGGGAAUGCGAACAUUGGGAAUGAGAAGGCGUGA
This is a messenger RNA of Plenodomus lingam JN3, 945 nucleotides long. RefSeq lists its product as uncharacterized. NCBI's taxonomy places the organism in Eukaryota, Fungi, Ascomycota, Dothideomycetes, Pleosporales, Leptosphaeriaceae. The record is from RefSeq and is a predicted model, not a curated record.